Molecule: messenger RNA, 2025 nt
Organism: Closterium sp. Yama58-4
Lineage: Eukaryota; Viridiplantae; Streptophyta; Zygnematophyceae; Desmidiales; Closteriaceae
Source: the annotation of a GenBank genome assembly
AUGGCGGAUGAGCUGGCGACUGUGAAGCUGUUCAACGAGAACACCGCGUCUGUCGUGUACAUCACGAACCUCGCCACUAGGAAGGACGCGUUCACACUGGAUGUGAUGCAGGUGCCUCAAGGGACAGGGUCAGGCUUCAUAUGGGACACGGAGGGUCAUGUGGUUACCAACUUCCACGUCAUCAGACGCGCCUCUGAUCUCAGAGUGACCUUAGCCGACCAGUCAGUGUACGAGGCGACAGUGGUGGGAGCGGAUCCCAACAAGGACGUGGCAGUGCUGCACAUCGAUGCUCCCCCUGAGAAGCUCAGACCGCUGCCUGUAGGCUCCUCCUCGGACCUCCUGGUCGGCCAGAAGGUCUUCGCCAUUGGCAACCCCUUCGGACUCGACCACACACUCACAACAGGAGUCAUCAGUGGAUUGCAGCGUGAAAUAACGUCAGUGACGCGGCGGCCCAUUCAGGACGUGAUUCAGACCGACGCAGCCAUUAACCCUGGCAACAGCGGGGGCCCUCUCCUCGACUCCAGUGGCACCCUCAUUGGCAUCAACACCGCUAUUUAUUCACCAUCUGGCGCAUCCUCGGGCGUUGGAUUCGCCAUCCCUGUAGAUACAGUGAGUGGCAUCGUGGAUCAGAUAAUCCUGUAUGGCCAGGUCACACGGCCUGCCCUCAACCUCGCCUUUGCACCGGAGCAGCUGGUGGAUCAGCUGGGCAUCUCGGGGGUGCUCGUGCUCGAAGUCAACCCCAAUGGCGCCGCUGCCAAGGCCGGCCUGCGCCCCACGUCGCGGGACAGCUUUGGGAGGCUAAUGCUGGGGGACAUCAUCACAGCCAUUGAUGGCAAGCCCAUCUACUCCGGCUCGGACCUCUACAAGAUCCUUGACAAGUGCAAAGUUGGCCAGACGGUUGAUGUACGGCUGCUGAGAGGAAACGAGGAAGUUGUGGUGCCCCUGGAAACAGUGCUCGAGGAGCUCUUGCUGGAUGAGGAUACAUGUCCAGCUGUGGUAGCUGAAAUUGAGACUGCAGAAAUGAUUUCACUAUUUACUCUAGCCACUGCCCCUUCCGCUGCAUCCUGGAUGGCUGGAUGGUUCAAUGCGAAAGGGCUGACAGCAGCAGGGAGCAGUAAAGCAGCAUGCGCACUUGGGUCUGACGCGAGUAGGAUUGCUGCGUCGCUUUCGCUGUGGUGCAGAGGGGUGGGGCUGCUGAGGAAGCUGGAGACAGAGUCGGGCAGCACAGCCCAUGAGAGAGGUGCACCCAGGGCGAAGUGGGACGCACUGUUGGGGCUCGUGACACUCUUCAAAGUCACUUGCCUCGCCAACGGCUGCUGUGGCGCCUGCUGCGCGCCUUCCAACUCCACCUCUGAGCUGCUCACAUCGCGUAAAGCCGCCCUCGGCGUUGCUGUACCAUCCAUGCGGUAUGCACCACCUCCCACGUCGGCUGUGGCGAGCGCGCUCUCAACAACGCUGUCGUCUGGCGCAUUCAACAAUCCACACUUCCCCUCCCCGUCCUCCUUCCCCUCUCCACUCCCGCGUCCCACAUCUCCCUCCGCAACCCCCUCCUCGCUGCCAACACAGAGCGCUUUUGCACGCCUCUCCCACUCCGCCCCUCCGCCUCUCUCCGCGUCGCUCCCUGCCUCGCCUGGCGCCGCCAGCCGUACCGCCAAGUCGCCCACCACCACGCGCUCCAGCGCCUUGGUCGCUGUCCGUCUCGCGUGCCUCCCUCCUGCCACUGCCGCUGAUGGCGCCCGUGCUGGUGGCCCUGCAGGUAAUUCUGGCGGUUGUGAAUCAAAACAACGGUCGCUGAGUGGAGAGGCCCGUUGCGCUACGGAAGAGGUCUCAAGCGGCGGACUCAACUGGGUGUUGCGUGUGCGCCAAGCGACAAGCAAAGGAAAACAGCUACCGCUCAAGCCACGAGUACACUUUCCAAUGCGCGACGACGGCUCGUCCUCGCAUUCAGCGGCGUCGACGAGCUGCGCGUUCCGCGGAACGGCAUCGGUUGAAGCAGCCGCGGCCAUGGUUGGAGGGAGGGUGUGA